AUGGAGGUGGAGGAGGAGGAAAGACGCUCUCCACACGAUCAUGUGGAUCGGUGUGUUCCCGAGAGCUUCUUUGAUCGCGUAACGCAAGGGUUAUGCGACGAUCUCGAGCAUGAGCGGAAUAGGCGUCUCCAAAUGGCGGACACUGCCUCGAAGCAUCGAGCUGAGUUUGCCUUUGCUCAGCUUGAGAACGAGAGAUCUCUGACAUCUCUUCGUGACGAGCUAAGGGUAGCUCGUGGGAUUGCUGAUCGGUCUCGGGAUGAGAUAGCUGCUCUUCAGACCCUUGUCGAUGCCCACCAUCGGGAGCACAAGGCUCUCUGCGAGAUGCUUGAGCGCAAGGGCGCUCUUCAUCGGAAGAAGCAGCGUACUGAUGGUACGGCUUAA
Peronospora matthiolae is the source of this 381-nucleotide messenger RNA. The record is from the annotation of a GenBank genome assembly. NCBI's taxonomy places the organism in Eukaryota, Oomycota, Peronosporomycetes, Peronosporales, Peronosporaceae.